Symbiodinium pilosum is the source of this 396-nucleotide messenger RNA. The record is from the annotation of a GenBank genome assembly. NCBI's taxonomy places the organism in Eukaryota, Dinophyceae, Suessiales, Symbiodiniaceae.
GAGUAUGGAAUCGACUUCUCAACAACUGUUGGGGCAUCAAUGGUGCCAGUGUUCAAUGCCUCGGGCGAUGUUCUUCUUUAUGAGCGGCUGACGCAGCGACUGUCUGGCUGGUCCCGGGGCGAGGUUGUGGUUGCCACUUCGCCGAAAGAUCCAGAUGGACGCAUCUGCAAGCGUAUUCUUGGCCUGGCAGGAGACAGGGUCAAGGUGUCUAGCCAUAGCGGCGACAAGGAGGUGCUCAUCCCUCGCGGUCAUGUUUGGCUUGAGGGCGACAACAAGGCGGCAUCUCACGACUCGAGGCAUUACGGGCCAGUUCCUGUCGGACUCUUGCAAGGGAAGGUGCGCUUAAAGCUGUGGCCACUGACUGAGUGGGGUCCAGUUCGAGUCAUUCCGCCAUGA